UAAAAGGGAAACUAGCAGUUGAAUCAGGUUCUGGGAACUUCCAACUUUCUAAUUUUCCCACUCUUUGCGCUAAUUGCUUAGCCUUAAUACAGACAUGACAGAUUGCUUUUAAGCAUUGUAUACAUAAUUGAACAUCACCGAUUUUCCCUGAUAUUCAGCAUUGAAUGUACAGGAUGUUCUACAUGAGGGACUAACUCAACUCUCAUUGGUGUCAUCUUUAUCCAGAGAAGUCAAAAUAACAGUAUAAAUAUAAUUGCUAGACUUAACCAUCAUUUUAAUUAUUGCUCAUAACAAUUGUGGUCUUCAUAAUAUGGCAGCUUUAAGAAAAGAUAGAAAGAAGACUUCUGAUUCUGAUGACAUUGAAAUCAUUCAAGUAGACAAGGCAUCGAUAGAUGAGAUUGAUAAAGCCAGAAGAUUACAGUUACCUGAUCAUUUCUACCUCAACAAGGAGAAUACACCUGAUGAAGUCUGUAUUGACUGUGAAAAUUAUAUACCUGAACAAACUAAUCAUGAUAAACAUACAGAUGAAGUUAUAUUUAAAUAUACAAUUGAAGAUAUUGGAAAAUUUAAAAGGAAACAGCUAAGCCCACCUUGUAUGAAAGGGAAUCUUUCAUGGAGGCUUGUUGCUAAACCUCGAUGGAAACACAACAAAAAAGGGAAGAAAUCUCUGAGUGUAUGUCUUCAGAACUAUUUAGGUAUAUUUCUUCAAUGUGAAGGAGAUGCAAAUUCAAGGACCUGGAAGUGUGAAGUAGAUGCAUCAAUAAAAAUUCUUAAGCACAAUAAUGAUGAACCUUUGAUAAAAACAAUUCACCACUUGUUUUGUAGUGACAAGAAUAUUGAAGGAUGUAGUAAAUUUAUACUAUGGAAUAAGUUAGUGAAUCCAGCUAAUAAUUAUGUGAAAGACAAUAAAGUAACAAUUGAAGUAUGCAUCACGUCGGACAUCACAACUAAUGGAAUCUCAGAAUCACCUGAAGAAAUUGGUUCAACUCCAUCUGCAUCAUCUAGUACCAACAAUACCAGUGGACCAUUAAUUCAAAACUGUAGUCUAUUACGGCAACCAGGUUUAGUCCAAUCAAGUCUCACAAGUCUAAGCUUGAUACAAACCAUCCCUGGCUACAGUUCAUACAUACCACCACUAAACAGUAUACCAAGUCCUAGAUACCAAGGCAGCAUCUCAACAACAUCAGGAUAUACAAGCUACGUCCCAACAAGACCAAAUUACAGACCUACAAGUUCCAGAUAUAGCCCACUUAGUCCAAGCUAUCAACCUACAAGCCCAAGUUACAGUCCAGCUAGUCCAAGCUACAGUCCAACUAGCCCGAGCUACAGUCCCACUAGUCCAAGUUACAGUCCAACCAGCCCAAGUUACAGUCCAACUAGCCCGAGCUACAGUCCUACAAGCCCAAGCUACAGUCCUUCAAGCCCAAGAUACAGUCCAACAAGACCAGGCUACAGUUCAACAUGCUCAAUCUAUAGACCAACAAGACUAAGAUACAGUCCAACAAAUCCUAGAUAUUGUUCAACAAGACCAAGUUGCAGUCCAGCUAGUCCAAGUUAUGGUCCAUCAAGCUCAAGUUACUGUCCAAGUCCUAGCUAUAGUCCAACAAGUCAAGGUUACUUUCCAACAAGCCCAAGUUACAGUCCAGCUAGUCCAAGUUAUGGUCCAACAAGCCCAAGUUACUGUUUAAGUCCGAGCUAUAGUCCAACAAGUCCAAGUUACUGCCCAACAAGCCCAAGUUACAGUCCAGCUAGUCCAAGUUACGGUCCAACAAGCCCAAGUUACUGUCCAAGUCCGAGCUAUAGUCCAACAAGUCCAAGUUACUGCCCAAUAAGCCCAAGCUAUAGUCCAGAUUAUAACUUCUUGUAAUGGACAAGGUUCACUUAUGGGGGUUAUAUCACAAAAUGGCCUUAAAUAUCAACUUUAUCAUAAAACACCAAAAAGGUAGUAAUUUGGUUCUUUUAAAAAUUGGUCUAUUUCAAAAGUCUAAAUGCUAAAUAAAUCAGUUUUUUCCAUAAAAGUACUAAUAUUAUCCAAAGUAGGCCCAUUUUGGAUAUUUUGUCAAAAUUUGAUGUUUUUGUGCAGUUUCAAGAUCUUAAAGCUUUAGGAAAACCUUGGCUGCCACCAACGAUCCAAAAUGUUUGUAACCAUCAAUAUAAACAAGAAUUAUCUUUAAAAAAGAUAUCCGAUGUAUUUAAAUUUGAGUAUAUGUUUAAAACUAUCAUUUUGAAAACCUUCAGAAGCACAAUGGCUUAAUGAUGCAGGACCUCUUUAAUAAAAUCUCCAUCUGAAUGUAACUACAAGAAAUUCUUUACUAAGUCUGGUUAUAUUAAGGCAUUUAUAUAUAACUUGUGGAAUAUUGUGAUGACACCUAAAAAUUUUUUUGGUCAAAAAAUCUAGUGCAAAUAAAAAGAAACAAAUAUACAUUUACUAUUGUUUGCAUUAAACUUAAUUCAUGGUUAACAAAGCUCAAACUAUUGGUAGUAUAAGUAGUAUCUUUCUGUUUACAUGCACCGAAACCCAGCAGAAAUCUCACAUGCGUAGGUGCGUUCUAAAAGUCAUGUACGUUCGUACAACAAAGUUGACAUUAAAAAUCAUGUAAUUGUCCCGAAUAAACAGCUGUCAUGGAUGCAAAGAGUUAUUGGAGAAACAAUUAUAAUAAAAAUAUAAAUCUUUGUAAGAUCUAGUUAAAAUAUUUUUAGUUUUUCACUUGCUUUCAAUCACUAUAUAAUUUUCGAGACGUUUUUUCAAACACAACCAAAUCACCCACCAUGACAGCAUUUUAUCCAAUCACAGAAAGGAUUUUCGAGCAUGCGUAGUCUGUUGCCAUAGUGAAGCGUCCUUAAGUUCAAAGUGCACAAACCAAAACUAUACCGACUACGUCGCAACAAAAAAUAGGAUUGUGGACGGCAGUCAAGGUUAAUUAUGCCAAAAACAAUCAAAAUUAUGGAUUUUAUUUUUUACCAAAAUUUACCUAAAAUACAAUAAUGUUUAUUUCAGGGAUCAUAGCUUUAUAAAUUUUAAGGGAAGGUGAAAAAAAAAAAUUUUUUUUGUCUUAUAGUAUUAUUGUAAUUUUUUUGACCGAUUUAAAAUAUAAAAAAGAUUUUGUGCCAAUUAAGACCCUUCUUGAACCUUCUCCUUUUUUCACAAAUGUUUUUUUUUUACUCCAGCAGACGGAGUCUGUAAGGACAGCUGUUAUUAGAUGAGAACAGUAUUUUGAUAUUCCAACAAGGCCAAGCUACAUUCCAACAGAUUACCCAGUAAGGUCCAGUUUACAGUCCUUUUUAUUAGCAUUCCAUUCACACUCUUCUAUAUUCAUCAUCCAUUAGUUGAUAAACAAACCUGCAACAUGAACUAGACACAAAAAAUAUUGAAUGUUAUAAUAAAUAGUUUUUCUUAAAAUGUAUUGAAUUCCAGGCAAUGUUUGCCAUGAUUUGGAUAACAGUAGUGUCACUUUUAUAGACUUAAUUGAUAUAAAUGCAUAUUCGUAGCCAGG
Mytilus trossulus (common blue mussel) is the source of this 3494-nucleotide messenger RNA. RefSeq names its product DNA-directed RNA polymerase II subunit RPB1-like. The record is from RefSeq and is a predicted model, not a curated record. Gene Ontology annotation, biological process: transcription by RNA polymerase II. The transcript has 10 exons. The coding region runs from base 311 to 1867 and encodes 518 amino acids. Gene Ontology annotation, molecular function: DNA binding; protein binding. NCBI's taxonomy places the organism in Eukaryota, Metazoa, Mollusca, Bivalvia, Mytilida, Mytilidae.